AUGAUUAGGGAAAGGACUUCGGAAAGGCAGAACGUUGCUGGCCGCUCAGUCGCCAGCCCAGCUUCCACGCCCCUUCCAGCUUCCCCCGCGGUCGAGGCGGAUGUCCUCCUAGGCGAAGGCACGGCGUCGGAGAUAAACGGCGUAGGAGCUUCCUCGCCAGUUCGAGCUUCACCCUCCACUUCUUCGGUCCGCUCAACCGCUUCGUCCGGAUCCACUGAGCAAGUAGAGACAGAGUUACUUAGCUCUGCUAGCAGUGGAUCGACUGAGUCCUCGGCCAGUCAGUCGAGCGAGGGUACCCUACGGAACGGAUCUUCCAGGCGGCCUUCUCCUCUGAAUGAGGACGACGGCAGUAUAUCCUCUGCGUUCGCCCAACGCGCAGUAAAUACGCUCACUCCAAUCUUCUCGCGGGCCGGCAGAUCCAUCGACGUCUUUACGGACGAAGCUCUAUUUCAGUCGGUUGCUAGACUGCAUACCUCAUUCGAUCCGGAGCAAGAUGACGACCUGCUUACCCUCUUUGGAAUCGAAGGAGAGGGAGCCAGCCCCUGGUUCAAUGCGGAGCGGGCGGACCAACUCAGAGAUAUUCUGAGGAGGUUCGGUUACCCCCACACGUUGCUCGCUUGGGAAAAUUUGGCUGAAGCCGUAGAAGAAGUACGGACUCUCCGUUCUGAAGACGUCUCACUAGUUGAUCGAGGCAGCACGGUGGACGGCAACGACUUAUUGGGUAUCCCUAUCUCCACGUUAACGCUGCUCGCCCACGUCACGGUAGCCGCCCAGCAAAUACUGGCGAACCUGACUACAUUCGCGGCGCGAAACGUUCGAUCGAGCUUUAUGGUCGACGUGGGCUACUCGUUCCUCACCAUCUUGGAGGGACACUCGGAUGCAACUACCAUUUUAGGGACGUUGGGAGUUCUUCAGCUGCGAUUGUCUCGAGCAGUGGUUCAUAUACGAAAACAACUGAAUGAGAUACGAAGAAACCUCACCGGGGUUGAAGUCGAAUCUAUUGCCAGCACGAACUCGACACUUUCUGAAGUGCGCCACAAAUACGGCGCCGUCCCUGCUGAACAGGAAGUAUGGCGGAUAAUAGCGCGCAAAGAUUACCGCAACCUGGAGUAUAAAGCGAAUCCCCAGGAGAUACGACAAGGGAUUCAGUCAGUCAUUAAUGCCGACCGAGGAUUCAGAGCGGAUCCUUACCGCGAACGAUCAGGGAAGCGUGAAGCAGCCGCAGAGCCCUCGUCAGGGCUCGCUACGCGAGCAACGGAAGGCGCUCUCCCCAAUCCCAUUCUGCCCGGAUCCGCGCCCAAUAUCUGGGCGCCAUCACCCAGCGUGGUCAGCUUCGGCCCAGGCGGCCCGAUACCCCACGUGCUCGGCGAAGGAGCCCGGCGUCGGGUACCGAACAUCCUAUCGGCCGUGGAUUAUAGGAGUGGGGGGCCAUCUGUGACGGCUGCCCGUUCUACGGGCCGGAGCAUAUUCCCAUUCCCCUCGUCUGAAACGAGGACGGACACGUACCAACUGACCUCGCAAGGCUUGAUCCCCGUCGACCGGAAUGCCGGCCCUCCGUCGGGCCGAGGUGGGCCGCCCGGAUCCGGGCGGUCCCCGUCCCGAGAAAGGGAUCGAGCUGGAGACGGCGGACCCCCAGGCGCGAACCCUCCGAGCUGGCAUGACGCCCAUCCUCCCCGAGGAGGAGGGGAAGGGUGGCCUGAAGACGGUGACCCGGGGUGGGGUUCCCAGGUCAGAGGAACGGACGCGUCCAAUCCACCGCAUGGGCCUGGUAUUUGGCAAAUUAACCAGAAACUACCCCUCUCUAUCAUUCCGAAGUGGGACGGGGAGGGUCUCACCGCUAUCGACUACUUGUCGGCCAUGGACCGCUUGGCGCGCUACAGCUCCUACUUAUUCACGCAAGUCGGGCAGAUGGGCCCGAUCAACUUCGAAGGGCUUGCGGCAGAGUGGUGGAAGCAUUUAACACGCUUCGAACGAGAGCUAUACUCGCGAGACUGGGAUCACCUCUACAGCGCCAUCUCAAGCCAAUUCAUUACUCCGGAAUAG
Mycena indigotica is the source of this 2043-nucleotide messenger RNA. RefSeq names its product TY3B-TY3B protein. The record is from RefSeq and is a predicted model, not a curated record. The coding region runs from base 1 to 2043 and encodes 680 amino acids. NCBI's taxonomy places the organism in Eukaryota, Fungi, Basidiomycota, Agaricomycetes, Agaricales, Mycenaceae. The transcript has a single exon.